AUGGGUUCUCAGAUACUGGAAAUACUGCGCCAGGGCAUUUGGGCAUCUCUAACAGGAGGAUGGUUUUAUGAUCCUCAUCAGAAUUUGUUUUGCAACACAGUGCAUUUAUAUAUAUGGCUGUUUCUGUUAUGUUUACCGUUUUCUGUAUACUUGUAUUUUCCACCAGCAAGCGUUGGCUGGUUGAUCUACUGCGCCCUAGUUGCGCUUCUUUUCACUGCCCUCAAAUUGAUCAAUCACGGCCUUCAUCACAUGUAUGACACUAACGAACUUAUUGUAGUACAAUCUACCGAUGAAACCGGAAAUUCUAAUGAGAAUACUGCGCCAGAGGAAGGUAUAGAAAUGCAGACGCUAGGCGGAGGAGCUGUUCCUCAGAGCGACAACGAUUCUGUAACUUCACUUGAAUAUCACAAGCCCAACAAUAGUACCAUAGAUUUAAAAGUUGAUGUACAUCGAAAGAACAGUUCAGAAUCUAGCAUGGAAGAUAGCGCUAUAUCUGCAAAGCAGAUUGAACCAGCUACAACAAAAUCCGAUCUUUGUGUAGCACAAACUGUGGAGGCUCCAGGGCCUUCAAAAUCCCGUCCAACACGAAGUCGGUCUAAAUCUGGCCAUAGAAGGGAACAAAGGAAUAAAACCAGGCGCGGCCAUGGACGAAUCGACGAACUUAUCGUCGAAGAAUCCAGGAAUCCUAGAGUAGAUAGUAACAUGCCUGUUCAUAUGCUAACAGAUGAGGGUCCAUUCGCUAAAGUGAGUAGAAGGUAUUACGAGUACCCACAUCGUCGUGGAUCCAGUAAUAGAGACUUUUUCAAAGAGUGGCUAUACUUGGAUGGAACUGAGGCUACAGUAGAACCUUAUCAAUCAAAGUUCGCACGUCAACUGAGUUCAGAUUCCAGAGAUAAUUCUGAACCCAGUGUGGGACCACCUUCUCCUAAGAAGCGAAUAGCACAGAGGCGAAGGUAUAACAAUUAUCAUGACGAAAGCUGUACAAAAUCUGCAAUGGCGUUGGCGACAGCUCAGUCGUCGAACAUGAGAAGGAAUUCGAACUCAACUAUGUCUACAAUACAAUUGCCACUAUUAAAUUCAACCGCUCAACUUGUUUCCCACAUGAGACGGCAUUCGAAUAACGCAGAUACAGGAUUUUUUGCAAGUGUUGAGUUAGGAGAAUAUAUGAUGGUUAAUGGAGAGGCUCCAGCAAACGAUGCUGAUAAAAAUAAGGGCAAAAGUCCUGGUGUUAGGCGCAUAAAGAGUGCGGCGUUAGAAAUUGGUUGUCCCCCUCCAAGUGUAUCAAAUUUGUCACCACACCCAAACAGUGCAGAGACGAUUGGUGGUCAAGUCUUAAAAAAUCCUAAAAGUGCAGUAAUACCACCGCCAAGUAAGUGCUUGACUCGCGGUCCUCAUUUAAACCUUUAUCCUAAAAACGAAUCAGGUGAAGGAUGUAGUCAUCCCUACCUUACUUAUGGAUCGGAAAUAGUAUACCCAAUUGCAGAAAUUUCCGAUGAAAUGCAAACAUCUCAGAAAGAAACUGACUUAGAUUCAAGUGGCGAAAGCUACAGUGAAUAUGAAGAUGAAAAGCAGUUUCGUGGAUUCGACUGGGAAGCUGAGCAAUCACCGGCUAUUCGAUCUAGCGAUUCCGAUUAUGAAAACAAUGGCUCUAGGUCACCACUUCUUGACAAGAUUAGCGAUGUAAGAUUAGUCCGUGCAAAAAAUGCAACUGAUUGCAAAAAACAUUGCUGUGAGAAACACCAAAACACAAAACAUCAACCAGAAUGUCCAAAUGAAAAAACGAAACAUGUUCGGCUAAAAAAACUUACCAAAACUGAUACUAGAUGUGAAAAGCAAACCAAUAACUGUGAAUGUACAUUUAUCUCCUGCGGUGAUUAUUUCGAUAAAGCUAGUGCAAGUUCUAAAGAUUUGCUUAUAGAGAAAUCCAGUUUGGAAUCAAAUGAAAACGCAGAUCCUGAAAAACAGAGUCAGGACAAAAAACCUGUUGAAAAAAAACUUUGGGAUCACGAUAUAUCCAAUACUAGUAGCAGUAGCAGUGAGAUAGAACGGCCUGAAGAUGACGUUAAAGAUGAAAAAAAUAACGCACCAGAAACUGAAGAAUCUCAAUUAACAUGCGAUAGCAAAAGUGCUGAUGAGAGAAGUGUUUAUAGUUUGGACUGGUUAUUCGAGGAAACUGCAUCUGAAACUAUAGAUGCCUGUUGUGCAGAAAAUUUAGGCCCAGAAGAGAUUUUAUGUCAUAAGCUAGCUAAUGCGCUAGGCGAAUCAUCUUCAAACAUACCAAAAAACUUAGGAGCGAUACCAAAGCAGAUAAAAAACUUAACACGUUCACGAACUUCCUCUCAGAAAGAGAACAAAAUGAGAGAUUCCAAAAAAGAAAAAGAUGAAAAUCAAGCUGAAGAAAGAAUAUUAAUGGAUGCGGUUGAAGCUCAAGCUGCUUUGGUACAGGGAUUGGAAUGUCUUUUUGCCGCUACUAACGCUAAUACUGUAGUUAUGCCUCCUCCGAACAGAGAUGAAAGAUCACGGAGUAAUAGACAAAGCAUAAGAGGAGAAAGGGAUAACUUACAUAAAACCAGAAAACGAUCUAUAGAGGAAGUAGCACAAACAUCGACUAAUACUUUGCUUCCGACUUCAAUGCCUUUACUAGCAGCGUUUCUUAAUUCAAGAGUAGAUUUUAUGCCUUGCUGUGUUACUGAUAAUCCACCCACUAUUGAAGGACAAACUGUGGAAGAGGGACAGAGAUUAAGGCCGUUGAUGGAUAGAAACCAUCGAAAUAGAGUCAGAAAAAUUAAGCGUUCGACUCGCCAACGUAAUAAUCCACCCCAGCAAAAUAAUUCUGAUAAAAAAGAUAAACCGUCUAGUUCUGAUAAUCCUAAUCCUAAUAUCAUACAUUUUGCUACGUCGUUCGAUGAUACCACCGACGGUGCGAUACAUUGUUUUAUGGAUGAAUAUGGUAACUGGAUGUCUUAUACUUUCGACAAAAACAGUUCUGGCAGAGCUCAAGCACAGCCUAUUCCUAUGCCCAAAAAAGAAGAAGGAACGCGCAGUAACAAUGCUAAAGCGAAUGAAAAUCCAGAUAAUUCCCAAGAAACUGCCGGCGAAGGUAGUUGCGGUUCAUUGGAAUCAGAGGCGGCAAACAGCGAGAGUAUAACUAAAACAAAAAGAGGUGACAGUAUAGACCAAAGUUCUUCUAACCAAGGGAGUAAUAAUCCCUUACUAUCCAGUAAUAACAAUGUAUCAACCGUUGUCCCAAUUAACACAAAUAGUUCAAAUAAACGCUUCUACGUGUUCGAUGGAGGGACCAGUUCGCACGCGGACCAACCUAGAUCUCCUGUUGCAUACGUUACAGAUAGCUUGUUAGAACAGAUAGAAGCAGAAAGGCAAUCACGAAUGGGACUUCCGAGUAUGCAUAUAAAUUAUCUAAUGAGUCUACAGAGGGCUCAGCAGCAAGUACAACAACAAACUGAAAAUACCUCGACCCAUAUCCCAAGCUUAAUUCCCUCGAUAGGGGAAGAGAGCGUUGACAUGAAUAUUAGAAGUAAGUUUUCUAAGUUAAUGGACGAUUUGGGCAAAACAAAAAAACCGAAGUCGAAAAGUUACUACAAGUUCAAACUAUCGAAAUGCUUAGAAGUUAAAGUCACAAUGGAUAGACUGAAACUGAUGGCACUUUUCGAUAGAAAUUUAACAUUCAGGGAAACUUUUAUAUCGAUAAUGUUAGCAGUGGCCGUUGCUGCAUUAGGAUCGAUGGUGCUAAAUCUCGGCUUCUACAGGGAUAUCUAUGCGUUCUGGUUCUGUUUCAUCAUGGCGGGCAGUCAGUAUUCCCUUCUCAAAAGUGUUCAACCGGAUUCAGCCUCACCAGUACACGGCUUUAAUAAAAUGGUUGUGUUCUCGCGUCCUGUGUAUUUUUGUCUAUGCACAGCUAUAUUAUGUGCUGUAAACAGUCAACUGCAACAAAUCUCGAUGCCUGAAGAGACUCAUUCUCGCACCAGGCGGAGUGCAGAUGAUACGAAACCCUUAACGAUAUAUGGAUUUGAAUUGAACGAACGAGAUUGUCUAUAUGUGAUACAAGAAAUUAUUUCCAAGUUCCUGUUGUUUUUCCCUUUAGCCUUCAGUUUGGGACUGUUUCCUCAAGUGAAUACAUUCCUAAUGUACUUAUUAGAACAGAUAGACAUGCAUAUUUUUGGCGGGAAUGCAACGAGUAGUUUGAGCGCGGCUGUGUACUGUGUGGUUCGGUCUGUAGCAGCCGUUGGUGUUUUAUACGGUUUUGCAUAUAGUGGACUGAUCGAAGGAAAAAAAACCCAACACCAAAAGCAUAAUAUUUUAUUUUCAAUAUUCUGCGGUCUCUUGGUUCCACUGGCGUACCAUUUGAGCCGGAGCGCGAGUGAUUAUACACUUAUAUGGAAUUUAAUAAAAAAACAUCUUCUGCCGCCUGAACUGUAUGUCGUUCAUAGUCCAGAAUGUUCGCCGAGUACAGAAAAAACCGAUCCCAAUACAUUGACCGAUGAGAAAAAGAAUAACUCCGAAAGUAACAUAUCAAAACAAAACUCUAUUGGAAGUUCAGCUUCUAAGAUUAACUUCAGCUCAGAAACAAACAUUGCGAGAACUCAGAAAAGGUCUCAAACAUCGAGCGUUAAUUCGUUAAAGAUGGACCCCAGGGGCGAUACCAUGAAUUCGACAAAUUCUUUGAAGGCCGAUCGUUCUGAAGCACCUACGGAAACAGAGGAAAAGAGUAGAGACUCGAACACGCUAAAUUCAAAUAAACCGGACAAUGAAAAGCCUGACGAAGACAUGGAAGAUCCUCUGCCCAAGAAACUGCAGGCCACCGUUAACGCUAGACUAAAGAACGACGUCAUAGUUUGCACCUUUCUCGGACUCUUCGUUUUUGGACUACAUUGCACAACAGUCUUCACAACGCUUAGACCACAACUUAAUACGGUCCUUUGGAUAAUAGCUGGUAUAAUGGGUUGGUUGUUGCACUACGUAACGCCCCAGUUACGAAAACAGCAACCUUGGUUGUGUCUCGCCGGACCAGUGCUAAAACAACAGGAACACGCCCAGUUCGAAGUCACGGAACCAGCUAGACUUAUGUAUUUUGAAAAGAUAUUCGUUUACCUCUGUUUCCUGGAGCGCAACGUUUUAUAUCCAGCGGUGGUCAUCGCCGCGACGACUCAAGACGCGCCCACGAUAGCAGAGAAAUACGGCGACGCGAUCGGUGCACUUAUUAUAUGCGUAUGCGCUUUGAAAUGCCUCAGAAACGCUUAUUCGGAACCAGACAGCCAGUACUUGAUACUAGUUUUCGCUGUUCUUCUUUUCCAACGUGACUUGAGCAGUCAAAAAGUGUCGGAAACAUUUCUUGUGGACUAUUUCGUGACGGCCAUUAUAUUUAGUAAAGUUUACGAAUUUCUCUUGAAGAUCCAAUUCGUGGUGACGUACAUAGCGCCGUGGCAGAUAACUUGGGGCAGUGCGUUCCACGCUUUCGCUCAACCCUUCUCUGUACCACAUUCAGCCAUGUUAUUCCUGCAAGCUGCCGUUUCAGCGGUACUCUCAUCGCCUUUGACUCCUGCACUUGGCAGCGCCAUAUUCAUGACGUCAUACGUGCGGCCUGUCAAGUUUUGGGAACGCGAUUAUAAUACGAAGAGAGUUGAUCAGAGCAAUACGAGACUUUCGUCUCAGUUGGAGAGGAAUUUGGGAGCCGAUGACAAUAAUCUAAACUCAAUAUUCUACGAGCAUUUAACUCGUUCACUGCAACACUACCUGUGCGGAGACCUAAUGCUCGGGAGAUGGGGACAAGUGCAACAGGGAGAUUGCUUCGUAUUAGCGUCGGACUACUUGAACUGUCUGGUCCAUAUCGUGGAGAUGGGAAAUGGUUUGGUCUCGUUUCAACUGCGAGGUCUCGAGUUCAGAGGGACGUAUUGCCAGCAGAGGGAGGUUGAGGCCAUAUCUGAGGGACCUGAAGAACUAAGCGAGGGCGCGUGCGGCGCGCGCUGGCUGUGCGGCGGGCGCGUGCUGGCGCCGGGCGCGUGCUGGGCGCUGCGCUGGCUGGCGUGGCAGCUGGCGGCCGCGCGCUACGUGCUGGAGGGCUACUCCGUCACCGACAACAGCGCCGUCUCCAUGCUGCAGGUCUUCGACUUCCGGAAGGUUCUGCUCACCUACUAUGUCAAGAGCAUUGUUUACUACACAAUUCAGUCGAAUAAGCUAGAGGAGUGGUUGUCAUCACCCGAACUUAGCGAGGCACUAAAGCCGAUGGGAGAAAGAUCGUUCGUCGACUUGGAUCCGAUCUUCAAUGUCAAUCUCGAUGAGGAUUACGAUUUUCGAGCGUCUGGAAUUACUAGGAGCCGCUUCUGCGCCGUGUACCAGGAGUGGGCGGUGCACUGCGCGGCGCGGCGCGGCGCGGGCUGGAGGCGGCGCGCGGCGGCGCGGGACUCGCCGCUGGUGACGCUGUGCUUCGCGCUCAGCCUGCUGGGCCGCCGCGCGCUGGCCGCCGCGCAGCACCUGUCCGCCUCCAGCGUGGAGUUCUUCCUGUACGGACUGCACGCGCUGUUUAAGGGCGACUUUCGAAUCACGUGCGCUCGUGACGAGUGGGUGUUCACGGACGUGGCGCUGCUUCACUCCGUACUGGCGCCCGCCGUACGCAUGGCUCUCAAGCUGCACCAGGACCACUUCAUGUUCCCCGAGGAGUACUGCAGCAGCGCGGCGCUGUACGCGGCCAUCUCGUCGCACUCGCAGCGCCUCGUCAUCUGCCACGAGGCGGCGCCGGCGUGGCGCUACAACGUGCUCCGCGGCGCCCCGCACCUGCUGGCGCUCAGGCACGUGAUGGACGAGGGUAACGACGACUACAAGAUAAUAAUGCUGAACAAGCGUCACCUCGGGUUCCGCGUGAUCAAGUUGAACCGCGAGUGCGUGCGCGGCCUGUGGGCGGGCCAGCAGCAGGAGCUCGUGUACCUGCGGAACAGGAACCCCGAGAGGGGCUCCAUACAGAACGCUAAGCAGGCUCUCCGCAACAUAAUCAACUCGUCGUGCGACCAGCCGAUCGGCUACCCGAUCUACGUGUCGCCGCUGACGACGUCGUACGCGGACACGUCGCCGCAGCUGUGCGAGCUGGCCGGCGGCCCGCUCACCGUGCGCGCCAUCCGCGACCAGCUCGUGGCGCUCUGGGGGCGCGUGCGGCGGCGCUGCGGCGAGGGCUGCUCCAGCGGCGCGUGCGAGGCGGCGGCGGCGGAGGCCGGGCGCGCGCCCCGCGUGCCGCCGCGCCCGCCGCUGGCGCCGCGCGCCGCCUCGCUGGGCGGUACGCGCGGCAGCCUGUCGAGUGCGGGCAAACCCACGUCGUCCACGCUGGCGUCGCUGGCGGGCCUGCUGCGGGAGCACGCGCACGAGCGGCCGCCCGACGAGCCGGCGGAACAGCGGCGUGAGGAGAGAAGCGCGAGGCGUGAGCGAAGCCAGCGGGCUCGCACUCAGGUGCGUGGGAAUGUAUACCCGUGUAAUCGAACCCGCGUCCGACGUGAGAUCGCUCUCCCCGCGUCGUUCAGAUUGCUCGCAGCCUCCGACAACCUCCGGCCCCUGGACCACGCCGACCCGAGGGCUGGAGACGAUGGACAGAGUUCUACCGCUGGGUGGGAGUUCGCAUGGCGAGAGCAACCGCGCCGGGCUGCUAGUGCUAAGGUGUCGGGGUCGCGCGGGUCGGGCUCGGGCUCGUCGCUGGAGGAGGCCAGUGGGCUGGACGUGUCGCUGCCCGACUGCAAGAUCAUCGCCAACAGGAACGCCAGAUAUUUCCUCAACGAAGGGACGUCGAAGGAUCUCUCUAGACUGAGCAAGGAGAUCCGUCACGAAAGGGAAAGUUACCGCGAACUGACCGGGCGUUACAUAGAGAAACCGGAAGUUAUUCCAUUGAAGGAGACGCACUACUCGGACAUAUCUAACAAAGAAAAUGGCAUGAAGAAGGAAGCGAAAAAGGAACCUAAACCAAAGGAGAUAAAGGCUAAGAUCAAACGAUCAGACUCCGGUCGGAGUGAAUUGAAGACAAACAUAAGCGUGGGGAGUAAGGUACUAAUAGUGGAGCCGCUGGGUGUGUACGAUUGUAUCAACUUGGGUCGCAGGAUCGACGUGCUGUGGCCGUCGGAGUACCAAAGAGAAAGGGGGGGUAGGAAUUACUGGGGCAGUUGGGUGCCCAUGGCUGGGAUGGAUGGAUUGGUGGUACACAAGUGGAGUCCGAACCACCGCGACCCGAAGCUACGUUCGCACGUCGACAAGAGCAUUUUAUUGCUACAACUGGAUGACAGAUUCGUUCCCAUCGCCGAGACAUGUGUUCAAGACCUAGGUGAUGAGGUCUAACUUGAAAUAAAACAAUAUCUAUCUAGAAUUAUGUAUAACGAACUCGUGUGUACGUGACUCGCAAUAACAGAGCGAUCAGAAGCAAUUGCUGCUGUCAAAUUGCAAUUCGAAAGCGAUCGUCUAGCGAUCUACAGUACUUAUGAACAUAUGGUUUGAUAAAACACUUCUGCAAGUUUGAAGUGUAGUUGUAUAUGAAUCUAAUGACUUUAUAAAGUGUUAAUAUGGUGUCUUAUAUAUAUUUAAAAAAUGUUAUUUGUGAGUCAUAAAAUAUAAAAAUAUCUAUGUUGUUCAAUACUUGGAAAUACGUAUAUGUAUAGGCUUGUUCUACUCCAAAACGAAAUUUAAAGCUUUACUUGUAACGUUAAAUGUGAAAAAAAUGUGUUAAAGAACUUUGUCAUCGAUAGAGAAAAUUGAAUAUUAUAUAAGGAAGGAAA
Molecule: messenger RNA, 8759 nt
Organism: Melitaea cinxia (Glanville fritillary)
Lineage: Eukaryota; Metazoa; Arthropoda; Insecta; Lepidoptera; Nymphalidae
Gene: pcx
Product: pecanex-like protein 1
Exons: 26
Coding region: 1-8325 (2774 amino acids)
Biological process (GO): endoplasmic reticulum organization
Cellular component (GO): endoplasmic reticulum; membrane
Source: RefSeq, a predicted model, not a curated record